This is a messenger RNA of Cephus cinctus (wheat stem sawfly), 6016 nucleotides long. RefSeq names its product sorting nexin-27 (gene Snx27). Gene Ontology annotation, biological process: signal transduction; intracellular protein transport. Gene Ontology annotation, molecular function: phosphatidylinositol-3-phosphate binding; protein binding. NCBI's taxonomy places the organism in Eukaryota, Metazoa, Arthropoda, Insecta, Hymenoptera, Cephidae. The transcript has 7 exons. The record is from RefSeq and is a predicted model, not a curated record. Gene Ontology annotation, cellular component: early endosome. Bases 253 to 1845 code for a protein of 530 amino acids.
UAUCUGCUAAAACUAUAGCGUUGUGCAUCUCCCUACUCAUCUCUGGUAUUGGAGACUUCUGAUUCCUGUCUGAGAUCUUGCUAGUCAAUGAUCCUGAUAUGUCAGUGGACCUCGAGCGCGAGGAAGAAUAGAUAGAUUGAAAGAGAACGUGCAAUGGAGUCGGUGAGAUUCAGUUGAGUCGCACAGGCGCAAUGCCACAGCGUGUACCAUCAUCGGCGAAACAUCAAUGGGCGUUCAGUACCAGAGUGUAAGAUGGCGGACUGCGAAUCGGAGGUGCAGCGUUCGCCAGCGAGGAACGACGAAGGAAUGAACACGACGGUGACGACGUUGAACAAUGGCCGGUUACCUCAGCAUCCGACGAAUCCACAAAAUUCCUGCCAGGGACAAGGACCGAGGUGCGUCACCAUUUACAAGACAGAAACUGGAUUCGGGUUCAACGUACGAGGACAGGUCAGUGAAGGUGGACAACUCAGGAGCAUCAACGGGGAACUUUAUGCACCACUUCAACAUGUAAGCGCCGUUUUACCUCAAGGUGCCGCUGAGAAAGCCGGCGUACGAAAAGGGGAUCGUAUUCUCGAGGUGAAUAACGUAAACGUCGAAGGUGCCACACACAAGCAAGUUGUAGAUUUAAUAAAGUCUGGAGGUGAUGUGCUGACCUUAACAGUAAUUUCCGUAACGCCCCAAGAAGCUGAGAGAUUGGAACCCUGUGAAGACUUGAGUUACGCAUCAGUCGACUACAGUGAAAAACGAUCGCUACCAAUCAGCGUGCCGGAUUAUCAUGUCCGAGAAAGGAAGCACGAACGUUAUGUGGUAUUCAACGUUCACAUGGCAGGACGUCAUUUGUGCUCAAGGCGUUAUCGAGAAUUCGCUGCCCUCCAUAUGGCGCUUAAAAAGGAAUUUAUUGGAUUCAAUUUUCCAAAAUUGCCUGGAAAGUGGCCAUUCCAACUCAGCGAACAACAGUUAGACGCAAGAAGACGUGGACUGGAACAGUAUUUGGAAAAAGUAUGCGCGGUCCGUGUGAUCGCAGAGAGCGAUGCUAUGCAAGAGUUUCUUACUGACAGGUUUGAGGAGGACGGCGAUCAAGGUCCUGCGGUUGACCUUAAGGUCCUUUUACCUGAUCGGGAGGUCAUUACCGUGACAGUAGCAAAAGCUGCUUCUGCGCGGGAUGUCUACGAUGCCGUUUGCUGCAGAGUGGGCCUCCAUCCGGAAACGGCCAAGUACUUUUACCUUUUCGAAAUCGUCGAGUAUAAUUUUGAAAGAAAAUUGCAACCACACGAACAUCCUCAUACUCUCUAUAUUCAAAAUUAUUCUACGGCAAGUGCAACCUGUUUGGCUAUUCGAAGGUGGCUCUUUAACGUAACGAUGCCACUGAGUGAACAGGCACUGACGUGGAUUUUCUGGCAAGCCGUGGACGAGGUCAAUCGGGGUCACAUCAGUGCCGGCGAAAGACUGUACCAGCUGAAAGCUCUUCAGGACGCAUCGAGAAAGCACGAGUACCUGAAAUUAGCAAGAGAACUUAGUGGUUACGGUGACAUAGUAUUUCCACAUUGCGCCUGUGAUUCGAGAAAGGAAGGACACGUGGUGGCUGCCGUGGGUAUGGCUGCCUUCAAGUUACACGCAGCUAAGGAAGACGGCACCCUGGAGUCUCAGGUCGUCGAAUUCCAAUGGAACGCAAUAGCGAGAUGGGAAGUCGACGAGGAGGGGAUGGCAUUCUGUUUUCAGUAUACUCGUCAGGAUAAUCGACCUCCUAGAUGGCUCAAAGUCUUUACUCCAUACUACACAUUUCUCGCGGAUUGCUUCGAUCGAAUAGCUGAAGAGGCCAAAUGGGACGAUCCUGGAGAAUGACGGAGUCUAUGUAUCUAAUGUGACUUUCCGUCGGUAAGGUAGACAGCGAGUACGUCGCUAGUAAAUAACGAAUAUGUAUCUUCCGGCCUCGUCGAGUUCUCAGCGACUUUCCGGUGUGCCGUUGAGAAGGUGACAUUACCGGUAACGAGGAGUUGCCGUUGGAUUAACGCUUAGGAAUUCCCGACUAAUCGAGAAAAGACUUUAAGAUAAAUCUUCGGCACGUUAAGAUGGAAAAAUUGCCGCAUCGUAGACUUGCACUGUUUCCCUGGUUACAAUUAUUUUUUUAGGUUAUUAUAGAUCUGUUUAGGUUUAAGUAGAGACUGUCUUUCGAACGUCAAACUUAUUUCUUAUAUUUGAAAGACAAUCGUGCCUCACAUCACAUCUCCUCUGCUAUCUGACUUCUUAAGAAUAUCCUCCGGCAGGAAUUAAUGAACACUAUGGUAGCACUUUCGACUUUAGGUUUAAUAAUCUCGUUCGGCCUACGGCGAGAUCGAAUUCUGCGCUGGACCAAUAAUCCCCGCCUAAUCUGUACACUUUGUCUUUUGAAAAGUAGUCCUUAAAUCCUUGUCACAAACAUACAUCAGAGGACAGAAUUAAUUGUGCGUCAUUUGUUACAUAUUUUUUAUUUUUCCUUGUAAGAUUCAGGGACGUACGCGAGGUGCCAUAAAUUUCGAAGGAAUAUUUUGUUAGGCAAAAUAUGAGUAGAAUGAAGCAAAAAUAAAAUUCAAAAUUCUAUUAACGUUAAAAAUUUCGUACGUCUCGUCGUCUUGGCAAGUAUUUCACCCAUAACGUUACAUGCAAAUUAACGUCGCGGUAUGUCAAAACGGGUAUAAGAAUCACGUGAUUUUCGGCGAUGGCGGAGGUGCUGAAAAUUCGAAAAAGAGAACAUAAGAUAAAUAAGAAGAAAAAAAAAACGGUGGACUUUAACGAACACCAUUAACUUUAAUUAUUAGUCUCAAAGUAAUAUCCUCUCUAUCUCUUUCUUAAUAACGCUAAAAUGGUGGCGUUUGCUCCGCUAAUGACGAUCGCGAUUAAAAUAAAAAUGAGGAUGUAAGGAAUGAAACAAAAAUUAAAUUUAGAAAAGAAAAGGAAAACACUGCUCUCAGUCACAGAGAGGUAAACAGAUUUUAGGCGCAAUUUAGCGAAUAUAAAGUAUGAAAGGUAUAUAUAUAUAAAUAUUCACAGAAAUAUAUACUAUAUAUAAAUACCUAUAUACGAUAUUAUAUAUACAUACACAUAUUAUAAUUGUCGUUAACGUUUUGAAACUUUAUUGAAGAGGGUUUUUGCGAUGGCGUUUUACUAACGAUGGAUCAAAAGCGAUUAAUUAAGAUAGUGAUAGAAUGAUGCGAAGGAUGAUUCUGAUGGUUAUACCAGUCGGUGAUAGACCAGGUGAAAAAAAAAAAAACAAGAACAAUGACUAUACACAAUAAUAACAAUAGUAAUAAUAGUCUUAACGGUAGCGAACCUUCGAGUAUUCGAUUUAAGUAUACGUAUUCGUACGCGUUCCAAGACACGAUAUAUAUAUGCUUGCAAACAUAUCGAAUUUAAAACAUAUAAAACAUACGUAUACACAAUGAUUCCUAGUACAUAAGGUCUUUCAUGUAUUCUGUGAAGAAAAAAAAGAAGUGUAUAAAUUGUACGCGGUCUGUUAAAGGCGUACGUAUCGGUAGAAUUCGUCAUUGACGUCGCACGUUCGCUUAAUGAUUAUUCAGGGCGCCGAUUGAUCUGUAUAUAGAAUUGAGAGGUAUAUAAAAUAUAUACAUAACGAUAUCAUAGAAAUUUCACAGGGAUCUAUAUAUGUAUAUAAUGAUUGCGGGUGUAUCAUGCAAUUGUGUAUCAAGGGAUUGUCUGGUAUACAUAUAUAUUUCUUAGAUACUUGAAUGAUCCCGAGUCAUUAAGAGAAAUUGUACAUAGACUGACUCCGAGGAUGAUCAUUAUAUUAUUUAACGAUUUUCAUGCAUAAUAUUCCUUGCACUGUCCUGUAGGCAUUAGACGGUGUCACUGCAAUCAUUCCUAGGCAUAUUUUAAUUGCAUGAUGAUUUUCAAGCCGACGAUGAUUAUCAUGCGUGCUAAUGAUGAUUGUUGUACAAUGAAGCUUUGAGUGACUUUCUUUUUAAAUUCACUGAUUGUAACGAAUCUUGUAAUGGGGCUGAUGUUGUCCUAAGAUUCAUUGUUGGUUUGAUGAUUAUCAUUGAGGCUUGUUCAUCAUCAUUAGUUUAUCUCUGUUACUUUCAGCAUGAUCUUUAUGCCCAAGAUCAAUGACUCUAAGCAUAAUUUUUAUGAAGUUCAAGUCAGAAUGGAAAAUUCGUUUUAUUAAUUAUCCAAUAAUUGAAUUUAGGUGUAAGUUUAAUGAUUGCUAAGCAUAUAGAUGUCGUGGUUUGGUAUUGCGUAAGAGUCAUCGUCGUUCAAAGAGAACCAUACGUCAUUAUGACGGUUGGGAUACAUUCGAUCGGCCUCGAUCAGUGAAAAUACAAUAAUGUAAGAUGUUAUUUUUUUUUGGGCUCCUCGAUUAACAUGAAUUACAAGGGAUCGAAGAGGGAGCAAAGGAAGCGUGCGAAAUAAUGACUCGAAGUCUGUCGAAUCGAUGAUUUAGUCUAGUGAUCGAUGGUAGCGAAUUAGUGAAAAGUUGAAAAGAUCGUUUUCUCGGAUAAAAACGAGCGAAUCUGAAUAUUUGUCAAAAUUUCGACGGGGUUUACGAUAUGUAUUAUUUCAUCGGUCGAUCGACGUUUCGAUUGAUCGUAAUGUAUUAAUCUAUCGCUAUUUAUCUUGUAUCUUUAUUAUCUUUGUCUGUUAUCUCAAUUAUCUAGUGCUACCCUCUUCCCCCUUUGGGUUUUUUAUCUUUUCGCAUACAUUCGUUCAAUUGUAAAAUUGAAAUGAAAAAAGACAAGAAUAUCCAAUCCCUCCCCCCUCCACUUUUUCUCUUAUUUUUUUAGCUGUCUCUCACUUUUUUUUUUAUUGUUCUAUCUUUCAAAAAUAUCGAUACCCGAGAGUGAUCGGUCCGGCGAUCGAUGGAUCGAAUGCAAAUUUGACCCAUGGGAUUUUGCGUUAGGCGAUAAUUUAAUUGUAUUUAUAGUAAGACCAUAUCAUUACGAUUAACGAAUUAGGCGUUAAUUGAUUGUAUAGCGAAAUUAAACGUAGAAUCGUAAAUCAUCCUUUUCUCAGCGCGUUAACGAAUUUUAACGAUCAAAUGAUUGGAUCAUCGACAGGCGUCUUGUUUUUACGCCACUUCUAUUGGCCAUUGAAUUAUAUACUGUUUGCUCGGAAUUUAUUUUGAUUUUUUUUUCGUUUGUUUUUUUUUUUGAAUUUAUCUUUUCUGUUACUCGUCCUAGCCAAGGUAUUAUUUGUAUUAUGUAUUUCUUGGGGGUAAACGUGAAGGCGGUCUUUAGGUUAAAGUUUCAAGAGAAUGGGAGAAUUUUAUUAGGAUCGAUCGUAUUAUUAUUAAUAUUAUUAUUAUUGUUAUCGAGUUAUUCUCUCUGUCCUCGUCGCGAUAACAGUAUCGAGAGAGACGGAAUUUUAUUUUAUGAAACUUUAAUGUAUCUAUUUUUUAUCUAACUUUUAUUCGUUACUCCAUUCAAGAUUCAGGAUACGUAUCUGAAUUUGAUCCUGUGCAAUGGCGUCAUAAUAAAUUAUAUAUAUAUAUAUUUAUUGUAAUAUAAAAAAAGUAUCUUACGUCCAAUUAUACAUAUCAGAUAUAUCUGAUCGAUUAGUUUUAUUUCAUUUAUCUUUUUUUUUUAGUCUACUGAAAAUUUUGCAUAAUUUUUUUUUAUACCUCAAAUAUACUUUUUGCACUCGACUCAAUAAAUUCUAAUUACGAAGGAAAAACGGUGGCGAUCACAAUCUCGUAUCUUGGCUUUUUGUGAUAUUUUUGAAAUUGAUAAUACGUCAAAUUGAGCGGAUCGCGAGGAAAAGAAAAAUCUAUCUCUCUCCCUCUCUCUCGAUACUAUGUCCAUUUCUCCCAUCUCUUGCUCAUCUCCCGUUAUAAGUGCAACUCGCUCAGAUCCUCCUGGUAUUUUACACUUUAAAGUCUUUCGUGGUGCUUAUUAAGUUAUAGCUCGUUAUUAAGUUAUCAUACAUAAUGUAUAUCGACCGAUGUAAGAACAAAUAAAAGUAACGUCAGUGAUCGUGUAAUUUAGUCAUAGGUAUACGUUCCAUUGAUGAAAAUUAACUUUUC